AUGUACGUCUUGGGCGCCAAGAAACUAGUGAUCCAGUGGAACAAGGUCCGGGCGGAGAUCACCGUACGAAGCGGGGUACCGGCUGGUCCCUGGGACCAGGGAUUAAGGACGUGGAUUGUGAGGGGUCUCGCUCCGCUCCGCUCUGCCCACCAAAGAGUUGAAGGCGGAGAGAAAGUUCUCUCAGUAGGCGCCCAGGCUGGGGAGCCGGAACGCCUGGGGAAAGGGUGGCUGAGGGUUAGCGAGGCCAAGCGAGAGAAGUGGGACUCCGUCGGCCGUCGGGAGGCGCCAGCGAGGGGUGGCUCGGCGGCGGCGCCCCCAGGACAGCUCCUUUUGACGGAAGUCCGCGGAAGCCUGGCGGGCCUGGGGGGCCCGGGGGAAAUGGGGCUAGUGCCCUCUGCGCCGCAGAGGCGCCGGAGGGGCGGGGACAGGCGGGAAGGGCGGGGCGGGGCGGGGGCGCGGGCGGCUGGGGGCGGGGGUAGAGGCCGGCAGGGAGGGGACAGGAGGAGCGAAGGGGCCUACAGGGCUCUGCCGAAACCCUGUGUGUGA
Rangifer tarandus platyrhynchus (Svalbard reindeer) is the source of this 546-nucleotide messenger RNA. The record is from the annotation of a GenBank genome assembly. NCBI's taxonomy places the organism in Eukaryota, Metazoa, Chordata, Mammalia, Artiodactyla, Cervidae.